This is a messenger RNA of Dermacentor silvarum, 3878 nucleotides long. RefSeq names its product hemicentin-2. The transcript has 12 exons. The record is from RefSeq and is a predicted model, not a curated record. Bases 400 to 2454 code for a protein of 684 amino acids. Lineage: Eukaryota; Metazoa; Arthropoda; Arachnida; Ixodida; Ixodidae.
UCGGACGCAGGGCGUGCUGUCGACGUGGGAGCGCGCUCUCGCUCAACCCUCCCUGGAAAGAAGACGCACCGGGAGCGUCCGCGUGUUGGGCGCCGGAAAAAUCGGUGUUUUUGUUCUCCAGGGCGCGGAGGAGUCGGAGUGUGGGGUGCUGCUCUUCUUUGAUCGCAGUCGCCCGCCGCCGAAGCACUUUACUCAGGUGGGACGCGUUACGAGGCGAUGGUGCGGGGCUCGGAGUCGUGGUGAUGCGCUGCCGCGACCGUUGCCUGCGGAAGCAUCGGCCAAGCGGAGCGGGCUCGGGACCUCUGAUCGGUGUCGCACGCCCGGCGCGCUGAAGGACCGCCUCCCUACGUUGUCGUCGCUGUGGAACUGUCGAAACGAAGAGCAGCUGACAGCUUCGGCAUGAACCGAAGGACCGCAGCUAUGAGACCAGGACGAUUGGUGUUCGCUUUCCCGCUACUACACGUUCUUGCCACGAUGGGACGCUUGAUGGCGACUGCGCAAGACACCAAGGCAUCGCACAGCCGACCGACGAUCGUGGUCAACCAGGGCCAGCAGACGGAGCUGCCGUGCGAGACGCGCAACCCGACCUUCAACAGCACGCAACACGCGUUGCGCGUCGAGUGGUUUCACCUGGGGCCCCACAGGAGAGCCCAGCACGGCCCGUCGUCCUCGUCGGGCGCAGCCUCUGGCAGUGCCUCCAGUCAACCCAUCUACACGGUGGACUUCGGGGCGCCCAAGGACUCCGCUGGGAAGCCCACCACCGGAACGAGGGCCAACCUACUGCAGGUGGUCCGCUGGGCGCGUCCCGAGUGGCAGGGCAGGGCCUACUUCCACAUGGUGGGCUACCCGUUCUCGCUGAAGGUGACGGGACUGCGGUACGAGGACACCGGCGAGUACGUCUGUGUCGUCACUUUCCGGGACGGCACCGGCCGCAACGCCAGCGUGCGCCUACAGGUCGUCGUGCCACCGGAGCUGCCCGUGAUCGUGGAUGAAUCGGGACGCAGCCUGCACGGUACCGUGGGACCUUACGACGAAGGCUCGCGCCUGAGCCUCCUCUGCCGGGUCAAAGGAGGGAAGCCGUCUCCGGUUCUUACAUGGAAGCGCAACGGUGACUACUUCCCCACGAAGACGCUGACGUCAGUGGCCGGCGACGUGAAGCAGUCCAAGCUCACGCUGUCAUCCCUGCAGCGGAGCGACCUCAUGGCCACCUACACGUGUGUCUCCUCCAACAACGUGUCCAGUCCCAUGGAGGUCUCCGUCACGCUGGAACUGAACCUGGCGCCGACAUCGGUGCAGAUCCGCAAGAGCGAGGCUCCAAUCUCGUCGGGCCUCACUGCCGAGAUACUGUGCGAGGUUUGGGGUUCGCGGCCUCCACCCGAGAUCACCUGGUGGAAGAGCAGCGAGCAGCUGAACCAGACUUUCGUGCACGUGUCGCAGGACGGAAACCUGACCACAAGCGUGGUGGCAUUCUCACCGCAGCGCUCCGACAACGGCCAGAUGCUGGUGUGCCGUGCGCAGAACCCGCGCCUCAGAAACAGCGCCCGCGAGGACCAGUGGGAGCUCAGCGUGCACUACAAACCGAGGGUGCAGCUCCGCCUCGGACAACAGAUGUCGUUCGACAACAUCCGCGAAAGGACUGACGUCACCUUCCUGUGCGUCAUCGACGCCAACCCACCGGUGGAAGAGGUCCAGUGGAUUUUCAACGGUCGAGAGCUGCGGCCCGCUCCCACGGCCGCAGAUAUGCUUGGCGGGAAGCGGCCCAUGCGCAACAACCUUGUCAUUCGCAACAUCGGCACCAGUCACUCGGGCAACUACUCCUGCUUGGGAGCCAACUCGGAAGGCGUGGGCACAAGUGCUGACGUCAACAUACACGUCAAACACUCCCCCGUGUGCCGUUCCCACCAGCGGGUAGUGUACACGGCGGCACGUGCCGAGGAGGUUGACGUGUCCUGCGAGGUGGAGGCACAUCCGGCGGCCGUCACUUUCCUCUGGCUCUUCAACUCGAGCCUGCAGAGCCAUCAGCUCGACUCCGUCCACUGGAACGGCACCCAGAGCACGGCGCGCUACGCGGCGCAUUCCACCGACGAUUACGGCACGCUCCUGUGCUGGGCCCGCAACGAGGUGGGACGCCAGGAGCAGCCGUGCGUCUUCCUCGUCGUGCCUCAGGGGACCAGACUUCAGUUAUCCGACGAGACUCUGCUGACGAUGCUGAUAUCGGCAGUCACGGUUCUCUUCCUCCUACCGCUGUGCAUCAUCAUUGCGCUUCGACUGCGUAACAAGAGGAAUGACGAAGAAGAAGGCCCGCAGACGCCCAAGAGCAGCAACCACCAGUCGCAGUCGCAGCCGCCGCAGCAGUCGCACCAGCAUUCAGCUUCCAAGUCCGGCAGCGGCAAGGGGGCCCAUAGCAACGGCAAGGCGGACGACUACUGGAUCAGCCGCGAGACGACCACGUAGCGGGAGAGCCCGGAGUCACCGUCGCCCGCUGCCGUGGCCUACGCGGCAGCGGCGGCAGCGGCGACUCCCGACAGGGGCAUCGAGCAACCGCCCCUGUCCGCACCGCCAUGCUGGUGGUCGGACACGUCGGCGCGCCACGUGGCGCUCACGUCUGCGGUGACUGCGCCGGCUCACGCACAUCCCGAGCGAGAAGCGGUGGCGCUGGCCUCGUUUCACGCGGCCCAGCCACCGCCUCAGCGUCGGCUACCGCAGCACCUGCACCUCAUGCCGCAGCUGUCGGCGCACGAGCAGGAGCUGCGUCGGCGAAUCCAGCUGCAGCAGCAGCACCAGCAGCAGCAACAGGCCGCCUGUGUCAUGUCGGCCAGAGUGGAGGCAACACACGGGGGCGUUGACACCGGUUACGGAGUCUGAGAAACAAGGUGCCUUAUGCGUCUAUUCUGAAGAAAUACUGCCGCUCAACAUACUCCAUUUCUGUGUGGACCCUUCCAUCUUCGUUGAAAAUUCCCUAAACUGUGACCAUUCCAAGAAACACUGAGGAAGUGUCCCGCUAUGAAAAAAAAAGAUCUACAAAGAAGACCACUGGAAUCGCAUAUCGGCAGACAACAGUACUAAACAAGCAUCUGCAUUCAGAUGGUGGUUUGUGUGAAGUGGACAAGCAAUCUAAAUCUACUGACGGGACGCCAAACUUGAAGAUGACAGACAAUGCCUGUCUUGGAAGCUGCGCCAACAGAACUGAAAUGAAGUUCUAAGGAAGUGUUACCAUGGGUGUCGUGUGAAAGAAAGAGAACAAUUGUGAGAGAAAAAAAACCCGAAAGGACCACCUUUGUAAGGUGUGAGCGCUUUUGUUCCCAACUCUUCCCUUUUUCCCUUUGAGGUGCGCGUUAUCAAACAAAAUGUAGGUAGUAAAACAAACCAAUCAUCCCCCUGCGAACUAGCAUCAAGCAAUGCUUUAUGUUGAAGGUAAGUUUAUAGAGAACGUGCGUUUCGUCCUUAGGAUUUCCGUGACAAGCGUAAAAGCUUCUCCCAUCUCGUCACGUGGCUGGUGCCGAUGCACGUUUUCAGUAUUGUGUACAAAUGUUUUCAUGCAUACAUGGACAAAUUUACCGAACUGACUGCCGGUGCUGUAUAGACGUAGUUAGAAGUGUUUAGCUUCUUUUCAAUGUCAGUCGACUAGACUCCAUCACCUUCGCUUACCCUUAGCACACCCAUCAGAUAUGUUCCCGUCACCGACACUGCCUGAAGGCAUGGAAAAGAUAUGUUCAUUUGUGCAUGCGGUUGUUCUUUAUUAAAAAAAUUCACGAAAGUUCAAACUGUUCUAAUAGGAAGGCGUCUUGUUGAAUAUUGUAAAGUGUCUUCACGCCUACACAAUCUGUUGUCAGCAUUGGUGUAUUGCUCUUGAUUAAUAUUUGAAAUUAAAGAAUUCA